This is a messenger RNA of Paramecium sonneborni, 1739 nucleotides long. NCBI's taxonomy places the organism in Eukaryota, Ciliophora, Oligohymenophorea, Peniculida, Parameciidae. The record is from the annotation of a GenBank genome assembly.
GUAAUAUAUGAACAAUAUCAGUGAUAUUGUGUAUGAAAAUGCAUCAUUCUAGAUGGUUUGUUAACGCAAGCAUACUCAUUAAGAAAUUACUUACUUUUUGUAUGUAAUAGACGACUAUAUGAUCUUGACUUAAGUAUUUCAACUAUAAUAUUAUCUAAGGAACUUAAUUCUUAAUAACCGAAAUAUGUUCUUCAACUAAAUCUAGAAUAAAAAAUCUACUGGAUUCAGGAUAGACAAAAAAUUACAUAAAUGGGAUUUGAAUCUAAAGAGGAAAUGAAGUAUUUUGAUGGAUCUUGUGAAGAAUUCAAAUAACUAAAGAGAUUAUUAAGAAAUAGAGUAAUGUAUAAAGAUGUGAGUGAUUUUUAUUUGCCUAUGAAAUAAUUAGGAAGAGGAGGUUCUUCAAGAGUAUUGUCUUAUUUAUAAUUUAAAGGUAUACUUAGUAAUGGAUAAAUGUGAUAAACUAGAAUUCGCAUCUAAAAAUGUUGAGAAGAGAUAUCUAAAAGAAGAUGGAGGCUUUGUAUAAUUUACGAAAAUAAUAAAAUUAGGAAGCAUUAUUUAAUGAAAUUAAUUUGAUGGCAGCACUUGAUCAUGAAUAUAUAGUAAAAUUGGAGGAAGUCUAUGAAGGAGAAACUACAUUUUAUAUUAUUUUAGAAUAUUUGAAAGGUAGUUCACUUCAUGAUCUAAUUUCUAAAGGUAUUAUUUAAUUAGGUUGGGAUGAAAUAAAAUCAAUUAUGUUUGUAAUAAUUUCGAUUAACUCUUUAGGCUAUCUUAACUGCUGUAGCACAUAUGCAUUCUUUAAAUAUCAUGCAUAGAGAUUUAAAACCAGAAAACAUAAUGUUUAAAAAACUAAAUGACAUUAAUGGAUUAAGGAUAGUUGAUUUUGGAUUAGCAACAUGGUAAUCUGCAGCUACUUAUCCUUUUCCUAAAUGUGGUACUCCUGGAUAUGUAGCACCUGAAAUAGCCAAUCUCAAAGAUCUUACUUUUAAAUAUGAUAAGAUUUGUGAUAUUUUCAGUGUGGGAUGUAUAUUUUAUAAAUUGUACUAUUAUAUUAAACUCUUAGAAUUACAUCAAAAGAUUUAUUCCCAGGAAAUGACUAUCAUGAAAUUCUUAAGUUGAACAAAAAAUGUAUUAUUAAUCUAGAUACACUUAAUAUUUAUUAAACUCCGUAAUCAGCUAUAGAGUUAAUUACUUAAAUGCUUUAACCUAUUCCUCACUAAAGAAUUUCAGCUAAAAUGGCUCUAGAUCAUCCAUUUUUUACUGGAACAUUUAUUGAUAGAAAAAUGAAAUUUCAAUCAUCUAAAAAGUAAGUUAAUACUAAUAGUAAACCUUGGUAAACAUCAACUUUUAAAACCGAAAAAUCUGAUAGAUUGUAAUUGCCAGAGAUCAAAUAAAAAUCUAGAUAAAGAGAUGAUGAAAAUCUUGAUGAAGAAACUCCCAGAAUGAGAAUUCCAACUUUAAAUAGUCCAAGAUUAGCAUAACAUGCAAAAAAGAAAAAUUUAGCACUUGCAGAAAAUUCUCCUACUGAUUUCCCUAAAAAAAGUGCUUUUAAAAAGUUUUCCACUCAAGAUUUUGAUCCUUUAUCACCAGAAACUUAAUCACCUGAUUCUGGAAGAAUUAAUUUUAGUAAUAGUCCUCGACUUAUAUAAUAAAACCUAAUAAAAAGAAAAUUUACUUAUUCGAAAUUUAAUUAAUAAAGGUAAUAAGCCAUUUAUGAAGUUGAUGACGAAUAAAAACAUUGA